This is a messenger RNA of Pseudophryne corroboree (corroboree frog), 4397 nucleotides long. It is a transcript of the gene NCAPD2, whose product is annotated as non-SMC condensin I complex subunit D2. The record is from RefSeq and is a predicted model, not a curated record. Gene Ontology annotation, molecular function: histone binding. Gene Ontology annotation, cellular component: condensin complex; condensed chromosome, centromeric region; nucleus. Gene Ontology annotation, biological process: mitotic cell cycle; mitotic chromosome condensation; meiotic chromosome condensation. The transcript is spliced from 32 exons. NCBI's taxonomy places the organism in Eukaryota, Metazoa, Chordata, Amphibia, Anura, Myobatrachidae. Bases 174 to 4295 code for a protein of 1373 amino acids.
AUUGGCUGCUUCUUUUGGCGGGAGGAGCGGGUUUGAAAUCUCCGGUUCAGGCGAGGGUGGUUCUUAUCGUCGUAUCCGUCUCUCAGUCCUGAGCUGCCGGGAAUUCCUGGGUCCCUGCACCCCCCCCCCCCCCUCCGACCAGGCCACACCGGGAGGCACCCGAGGCCGCUGCCAUGUCCUUCCAGUUCAAUAUCCCAUUGGCUUUCCGUGACCUGCUGAAGAGUGGUGGCGUGGGGCAGUAUGUGGUGCAGGAGGUGUUGUCGGUGAAACAGCUUGACCAUCAGCUCAGCGCUUAUAAAGCAUCUCUCCGCUCCGCUGGAUCUCAGUGUGUCUCCCAGCACUUUGAUGCUCUGUACAGUAUGUUAUACCACUUCCGCUCCUUGGAUGCUGCCCUGAAAGAAGAUCUGCUUGAGCUGCUUGUAAAAGCAACUUCUCAACAUGCGAGUGAGCUCCCUGCCGUCCUGGAGGACCAGACACUGGCUACAGUGGAUCGAAAUGUCCACCUUAACACCCUGAAGAUGAACUGCUUCCUCCUGGUGCAUCUAGUGGAGGCCUUCGAGGUGGAGACGUACAAAGCUGCUUUGGGGAACGUGGAGCCCAGUGGCAGGGGCAAGAAGAGCAAGUCCAGAUCAGAUGGCUUUACGUGGGAGUCUGAGCGCGAGCGUGUCCUGCAGACAAUUACGCAUCUCCUUCAGCUGGAUAUUCGGCGGCUUUGGACCAUGUCACUGAUAGAAGAGGAGUUUAUCAGCAUGGUUACUGGCUGCUGCUAUAAGAUGAUGGAGAAUCCCAGUAUAGGAGCACUGAAGAACAAGCCAUUAUGGGAAGCCUUAUCGCACCUCCUUGGGGUGGCUGUGAAACGCUCCAAUGACACGCUGAGUGUCAGUGUGAAAGUAAUUCAGCUGUUGCAGCACUUUGAACACUUGCCUCCAGUGCUAGUCCAGGCUGUGACUCUGUGGGCCACUGAAUAUGGGAUGAAGUCGCUGGUGGGGGAGAUCAUGAGGAAGAUUGGACAGAAGUCAUCCCAGGACCUCACCCGAGAGAACUCUGGAAUAAAAACGAUCUCUACCUUUAUUACUCAGUUAUCUGAGCGGAUCCCCACGAUCAUGAUGCCUAAUAUUAGUGUGUUGCUGGGGUACUUGGAUGGAGAGCCAUACAUGAUGAGAAACACGGUGCUGACUGUGAUGGGGGAGAUGAUUGUCCGCGUGCUUAGCGGUGAUCUCCUAGAGGAGUCUGAAAAGAACACACGAGAGCACUUCCUGGACACGCUGCAGGAACAUAUACACGACAUCCAUACCUUUGUGCGUUCCUGCGUCCUGCAGGUUUACAAUCGUAUAGUGCAGGAAAAGGCUCUGCCGCUAUCGCGCUUCCAGGCUGUUGUCACGCUGGUGGUUGGUCGUCUGUUUGAUAAGUCUGUAAAAGUGUGUAAGAAUGCCAUACAGGUCCUGGCGUCCUUUCUGGCAAACAAUCCUUUCACAUGUAAGCUUAGCAGUGCUGACCUGAAGGAGCCUCUGGAGAAAGAGACCAAGAAGCUUAAUGAACUUCUGGAGAAACAGAGAGGAAAGCCACCAGUAGUGGUCAUCUCCCCAGAGGAGGAAUGGGAGGCCAUGCUUCCGGAGCUACAGGAAACCCUCCGAACCCUGGAGCAGGAGAAUGAGGACGGGGAUGAGUCCAUGGAGGAGGCAGAUACUCCACAGCAACUGCAUCAACAUAUUCUGCUCCACCUGAGGAAGACCAGUUACAAACGUGCCAUCCUCCUGGUGCAGAAAGGAGUCUCGUGCUUCCCAGAAGACACUGUGUUUGCUGCGGGAAAGGACACAGAGGAAAAUGCAGUGCUGACAAUUCUGGAGCAAAUCUUCACUGCAAAGGAUAAAGAUUCAGCAGCUGCAACAAGCGAGGAACCAGAGUUGCCCCCUGCAGGAGACGGAACAGCCCCUGAGGAGCAGAAGUCUGAGCUAAGCAAGCAGGAGAUGCUGGUGCAGUACCUGGCCGAUGCUCACCACUUUGCAGUAAAGAUAGAGGAAGCUAUUGAUGCUAUUAGCAAGAUGAUGUAUGAAGCCGCAUCAUCAGUGGUGCAGGAAGUCAUAGAAUUCUUUGUUACGGUGUCGCAGUUUGGGGUGCCACAGGCUGUGAUUGGGGUACGCCGUAUGCUGCCUCUAGUCUGGUCUAAGGAGCCCGGUGUGCGAGAUGCUGUGGUGGGGGCUUACCGGCAGCUGUACCUUGGCUCUACCUCCGACUCUGACAGGGUGAAAGCUCAGAAUUUGGUCCGUAAUCUGUCUCUGCUUAUGGUAGACUCCUCUGCUGGGAUGAUCCAAUGUUUGGAGGAGAUAGUCUUGGAAUUUGUACAGAAAGGGGAAAUCCGCCCCGCUGUGAUGCAGUUGCUUUGGGAGAAGUUUACCCUUAAGUCUCCUUGUUCUGAUCUGGAACGUCGGGCUGCCAUUAUGUUGUUGGGUAUGAUGUCUCGGGGUGAGCCAGAAAUUGUGCUCAGUAACUUGGAAACGCUGGUUACGGUGGGCCUGGCUCAGGAUGUGCAGCGGGAUUAUCAGGUGGCGCAAGAAGUCUGUAAAUGCAUCUUAAAAAUCACAGAUAGCCAGAAGCCGUCUCUGGGUAAGAAAUCUACACCUUUUCGGCUUCCAAGGGACCACUGUCUGUUCCAAAAUCUAACCGAAGCCGUUGUCGGAGGCAUCAGUCAGCAGAGCCUGCAUUGGUUGCCCUUCAAAGAGACUGCAGUCCGGCUGGUGUAUGAAAUCUCUGAAGAGCCAGAGGAGAUCUGUGCGGACCUCUUACAGCGAUGCAGCCAACAGGUCCUACAGGAGAUGAACCAGCAGGGGGAAGCAACUGCAGUGUCUGCAUACCUGCUCACCCACCUGCUGUCACUGGCAGGGGACGUGGCACUGCAGCUGGUGAUACACUUGGAAUGUACAGUCAGUGCGGAGCUCAGGAGAAGAAGAGUCUUAAAGGAGGAACAAGAAGCGGAGAAACUGGGGAAGAACAAGCGAAGUAAGAAAAAGGGGAACGAGAGUAUGGAGGAAGAAGACCUGGGGCUUGUGGGCGCCUCUGCAGAUGACGCCGAUGCUGAACUAAUACAGAAGAUCUGUGACAAUGAGCUACUUGGCGGCCUUUGUUCCGUAGGGCAACAGUACCUGUCUGCAUUUCUGCCCCUUGUUCUCCGGGUCUGUAAAAGCUCAUCGAAGUACACGGAUCCGGACCUGUGCACAGCGGCCUCCCUGGCUCUCACCAAGUUUAUGAUGAUCAGCUCUGAUUUCUGUGACUCUAACCUACGUCUGAUCUUCACUCUUCUGGAGAAGUCCGUACUGCCGCGGGUGCGCUCUAAUAUAAUGAUUGCUUUAGGGGACCUCAGCAUCCGCUUCCCCAACCUUAUUGAGCCGUGGACCCCACACCUCUAUGCCAGACUUCGGGAUGAGUCCUGUGUUGUCCGGAAGACCUCAGCCAUUGUAAUGACCCAUCUGAUUCUGAAGGACAUGGUCAAGGUCAAAGGACAAGUGAGUGAAAUGGCUGUGCUUCUCAUAGAUGAAGACCAAGAAAUAGCCUCUCUGGCCAAGAACUUCUUCACUGAAUUGUCCAACAAGGGCAAUGCUGUGUACAAUCUCUUGCCUGAUAUCAUCAGCCGCCUCUCUGAUCCUGAGUGUGGCGUUGAGGAAGAGCCUUUUCAGAAGAUCAUGAGACACCUCCUGUCGUAUAUCACGAAGGACAAGCAGACUGAGAGUUUGGUGGAGAAGAUGUGCCACAGAUUCCGUACAGCCAGGACCGAGCGUCAGUGGAGGGAUCUUGCUCAUUGUCUGUCCCUUCUGCCAUUCUCUGAGAAAGGUCUAAGUAAGAUGCAAGAUUGCUUUGACUGUUAUGGCGACAAGCUGAGCGAUGAUGCCGUGUACAAUUCCUUUAUGAGCACCGUGGGAAAGAUGCGCAGGGGGGCAAAGCCAGAACUGAAGACUUUGAUCGACGAGUUUGAGCACAAACUCACCGUCUGUCACAACAAGGGUUUGGAGAACAUGGACGUGCCUGGAGAGACCGUCAACGGGGACCCUCAGCCACCUUCAACUGUGCAGAAGAAUCCCGCUAAGCGGCGACCGCUGAAGUCCAUAAAUAAAGCCCCGAAAGCCACCAAUGAAAAUGACUUUCAGACCCCGAAAUCUCGCGCCCCCAGGAAAAGUAGCAGGAAACUGACUGUAAUGUUCUCUAGUGACGAGGAGUCUGAUUUGGAAGCUGAACUGAGUGAAGCGGACACUCCUAAAAACCCCACCCCCAUCAGACGCGCUACUAGAUCACGUGCUCGGUGACCCGGAAUGUUAGACCCAUUGCGUGAUGACUCAUUUACUUGCACUCAUGACCCUUUCCAUUUGUAACUUUUUGUAUAAUAUUAAACUUUCCUUCUCCUCUUA